AUGAAGCAAGAGGGAGUUAAGCUUGAGUCACAGGAAAACUCACCUAAUGAUGUUAUAGAAGAAGCUCGAGAAACUCCUGGGACCGUUAGUGAAGAACCAGACGUGGAGCAAGUUACACUUGAGCAGGUGUUAAGGAGAUCAUUCAAAGGUUACCGCAGCGAGAAUCUCGCCGUGAUCGUAUUGGUAUUGGUGAGCUUAGCCACCGUGGAUACUAUGAAUCCACGUCUAAGUUCGAAAUCUCUGGAAUUUCAGGCGAUCAAUUGUCGGAAACACUCGGCGUUGUUAACGGAGUUUGGCGGCGUCGGGGAUGGAGUAACUUCAAAUACUCACGCGUUUCAAAAAGUAAUUGAACAUCUCAGCACAAUGGCGGCAGAUGGUGGUGCUCAAUUGGUCAUGUCGCCGAAAAAAUGGGUGACCGGAUGUUUUAAUCUGACUAGCCAUUUCACACUUUUUAUCGAUAAAGAAGUUAAACUUCUGGCAUUCCAGCCUAUCGUAAUCAAUCAGAAUGGCCACUUGUGGAAAUUCUCCCAUCCUAUGGGAGGGGAAGAGAUGCUUUGGGUGGAUGGUAACAACGGUAUAAUCGACGAGCAGGGAUCUUCUUGGUGGAAAAAGUUCAAGAAAGGGGCACGCAAGGUAACACGGCCAUACGUGAUCGAGAUCAUAUUCUUGUUCCAACACUCAAUCAAAGACUGCUACAUUGUCUCCAAUGACGAUUGCAUCGCCAUCAAGAGCGAAUACGGUAUCAAGUUCGAAAUGCCGAUUGAGGACCUCGUCAUUCGCUGCCUCACUUGCAUCUCACCAGAUUCUGCAGGUAUUGCCCUUGGCAGCGAAAUGUUCGGUGGAAUUCGCAACGUCAGGAUCGAAAAUGUUACAGCAAUCAACACACACUCUGCCGUCAGAAUCAAAAUUGCUCGUGGACGAGGCGGUUUCGUCAAGGACAUUUUCGUCCGAAGAAUGUUUCUAUCCACGACGAAAUACGUCUUCUAG
Cucurbita moschata (crookneck pumpkin) is the source of this 987-nucleotide messenger RNA. RefSeq names its product probable polygalacturonase. The coding region runs from base 1 to 987 and encodes 328 amino acids. Gene Ontology annotation, biological process: carbohydrate metabolic process. The record is from RefSeq and is a predicted model, not a curated record. The transcript is spliced from 5 exons. Gene Ontology annotation, molecular function: polygalacturonase activity. Lineage: Eukaryota; Viridiplantae; Streptophyta; Magnoliopsida; Cucurbitales; Cucurbitaceae.